CAACAGUCCUUGAAAAAAGUCCAUAAAUUUUCCACCAUGUUAACAAAUAAAACAUGAAUUUUCCCUAGUAUAAAUAAAUAGUAUCUGUUUAGCUCCUAAACUAAAUUGUCUUGACAUUACUUCAGAAUGUAUUUCUGUCAGCUAAACUUACCUUUAAUCUAAUCAGUAGGCGGUGUGAUUAAUUCGAAUUGUAAUUUAUCUCUUUUAUACGACAACUAAUUUUAGUUGAACAUGUCGUUCAAAUAUUACUCCAAAAACUAUAAAAAAACAAAACCUUCAAUGAAAAGUAAUAUUUAAACAAUUAGAACAUGAUCAAUGGGCGUAUCAUUCUGCAAACUAAUGAUGUUGAAUCAUUGCUACUUUUUCCGAUUAAUUGUGACCUUCUAGCUUUACUCAUCUUUCCAGGUGUGUCAUCGUAAUUAUUAGUUUCAGUCAACACCUCUGAACUCUAUUGGUGCCUCUAUUGGAUAAAUAAUAAUUGAAACGAUGUUUUAAACGUUUCCAUAAAAUUAAUAUUGGAAAUGGAAAUGAAGCCAGAUUCAGAAAAUUAUGAUCAGAGUUCUGGAUCGCUGGAUAACAAUGGAAGUAUGAUUUCGAAUGUGGUAUCAAGUGGUGAAAACGGAAUUUCGGAAAGUGCUCAAGAAUCAUCUGAAUCAUCAGGAUCAUCAACAAACUGUUUAAUAAAUAAUCAAAAUUCAGAAGAAGGACAAAGGAAAGAUCAAAGUACACCAGUUUCUCCUAAAUGUUUUUCUAAUGCAUGUGAUGAAGUUACUAGUUUAGUUAUUAAAAAUAAAAUUCAUCAAAAUGGAAAUUCGGAGAAUGAAGAUUUAUCAAAUUCAGUUUCUGAUGGAGAAAAUUGCAAUGGUGUUUCAGAAAAUGUCAACAGUACAGAGAAUAGUGAUGCAAAUGUGCAACCUACUUACUUGCAGAAUAUGUUAAAGAAAAAGCAAUUUAUGGGAAGUGUAUUUGAAAAUUCAAAACCAUUACAUAAUUCUGAGACGUCCAAUUGUGCCAACGAGCCUGUAAAAAAAAAUAUGAUCAGAAAGAAAGAAUUUUUAAAAAACAAUCGUCGUGCUGGCAGUGAAGAUUCAUCUUUAAAUAAAUCAACUACAAAUCAAAAUGAUAUAAGACAAUAUUCACUCGAUGAUCAUAAUAUUUCUACUGGUAUAUUAGAACUUGAUGAAGCUUGUAGUAGUAGUAGUUCAUUACAACACAAAAGUACAAAUGUUUCUGUAGACGAAGCUGUAUCAUUGCCAUUAGAUUUUCUUGAAUCAAAUUCUGAGGAUGCUGCAACUAUUUUACACAAACCAUUUAAACUUCCAAGCCUCGUAAAUUUAUAUGAAGCAGUAGAAGCACAACGAAUCGAGCUUGAAGAAAAUGCAGCAGCAGCAGCAGCGGCUUCAAUAGAUUGCGCUUCGGGAAUAAGCAGCCACGAAGAUAAUGCUCAAGCACUUGCUUUAGAGCCUAGAUCGUCUUAUAGUAGUGAAGGAAGUAAUUCUGAUACUGAAUCUCAGCGAGUAACUGAUAUUCUGAAGAAUGAGUCAGCCAAGAAAAGAGUACGAAGCAUCAAUGGAGCAGGAUUACCAGAUCGAGUAGAAUAUUAUCAAUUGUGGCGAAGCACUGGUGGUCCAUCAUCAAUUCAAGAUUCUAUGCAUGAUAAUAUGUAUCCAAAUCCUCCACCAUUACCACCGCGAGCUACGCAUAGGCCUUUACAUCGUACUAAUGCUCUACCAACUGCUUUACCUACGUUAUCUCAUAAACAUCUUCAUAAACAUACUGUUCCUUGUCGUCCUGAAGAUUGUUUUGGAUUUGAAAUUGUUGAUGUCGAUGAAGCUAUGGCUCUAAAGACUCGAACGGCUGUAACUAAAACCAUUGCUUUGUUAAGUUCUCCAAGACCUCACAAGCCAUUAAUUAGAUCAGAAACUGGAGCAACAAGUCAACCAGAAUGUCCUCCAACUCCAACACAUCGUCCAAAGCCUUUAAGACCUUCACAAAUUUGUUCUUCUGAUUCAUCUGUAUCAUCUGAUGAGUCACUACCUCCAUCUUGGGAAGCAAGAAUUGAUAGUCAUGGAAGGGUUUUCUAUAUUGAUCAUGUAAAUCGGACAACGACUUGGCAAAGACCUGGACAAACAUCUCGAAAUGGUUGUGACAUGCGUCGACAGCAACUUGAUCGAAGGUAUCAAAGUGUACGAAGAACGAUAUCACGACCAGACAAUAUUGAUCGUGAAGCUGGAUCUUCUGUGUCAAGUACUAGUCAAGACACUGAAGACAGACAAGAUUUUAAUCGGGUAGAAAGAAGUGAAACAGAGCCGUUCGAUAUAACAACAAUACCUCCUGUUUUAUUUCUUUCACGACCUGAUUUUUUUACUGUACUUCAUACCAAUAUGAAUGCUAUGGAGCUUUAUAAUCGCAAUCCAAGCCUUAAACACAUGAUUAGCAGAAUUAGAAGAGAUCCAUUAGUUUUUCCACGAUAUGAACAUAAUCGUGAUUUAGUAGCUUUGAUUAAUUUCUUUGCUGACCCAUCGAAAGAUUUACCACGAGGCUAUGAAUCAAAAUUAGAUAGGACUGGUAAAAGGUUCUUUAUCAGUCACGCAAGAAAGGCUACGUCAUUUAUUGACCCAAGGCUUCCAACUGAAGCUGCUCAUCCACGAACUGUUCUUGAUGAAGCGCCUAUUCCACCUCCUCGGCCUCAACAGUCUGGUAUUUCAGCUGUUCCAGAAAUUCCAGUGGCUUAUAGUGAUAAAGUAGUUGCUUUUCUACGACAGCCAAAUAUUAUAGAUAUUCUAAAGGAACGUCAGUCGUCUGUGGCACAAGAUAUUCCUCUAAGGGAAAAAAUAAAUGCCAUCAGAGUAGAAGGAACAACAGCUUUAAAAAGAUUAGGCCAUGAUGUGACUUUGGCUGUGUUAUUAAGUUUAUUUGAGCAAGAAAUCAUGUCUUAUGUUCCUGGAAAUAUUGGUCGAUCUCCAAUAAAUAGUCCUCAUGCAUCACCUGGCUUUACUAGAGCAUCUGCACGAGCUCCUGCACCUUACAGACGAGAUUUUGAAGCUAAACUAAGAACUUUUUAUCGCAAACUUGAAAGUAAAGGAUUUGGCCAAGGACCUGGUAAAUUGAAACUGCAUAUAAGAAGAGAACAUCUUUUAGAAGACGCUUUUACAAGAAUUAUGGCGGCAUCAAAGAAAGAUUUACAAAAAGGAAAGUUAGUAGUGAUUUUUGAUCAUGAAGAAGGACUUGAUUAUGGUGGACCAUCUCGUGAAUUUUUUUUCCAUUUGUCUCGAGAAUUAUUCAAUCCUUAUUAUGGACUUUUCGAAUACUCUGCUAACGAUACGUAUACAGUUCAAGUUUCUCCAAUGUCUGCAUUUGUUGAUAAUUACCAUGAUUGGUUUAGAUUCUCUGGAAGAGUUCUAGGUUUAGCACUCGUUCAUCAAUAUUUACUUGAUGCUUUCUUCACUAGACCUUUUUACAAAGCAUUACUACGUGUUCCAGCAAGCUUAAGUGAUUUGGAAAGUCUUGAUCAAGAGUUUCACCAGAGUUUAAUGUGGAUUAAAGAAAGAGAUAUCAGUAUUGAACCUCUUGAGCUCACAUUCUCAGUAACUGAAGAGCUUUUAGGACGUGUUGCUGAACGAGAAUUAAAACCUGGGGGUCGUAACAUCGUAGUAACUGAGAAAAAUAAAAAAGAAUAUUUAGAAAGAGUUGUUAAAUGGAGAUUGGAACGAGGAGUAGCCGAACAAACAGAAUCACUCGUUCGUGGAUUUUAUGAGGUCGUUGAUCCACGAUUGGUUUCAGUAUUUGAUGCAAGAGAAUUAGAAUUAGUGAUUGCUGGUGCUGCGGAGAUCGAUUUAAAUGAUUGGAGAGCACAUACGGAGUAUAGAAGUGGUUAUCAUGAUGGUCAUCCUGUCGUUGAGUGGUUUUGGAGUAGUAUUAGCAGAUUUACCAAUGAACAACGAUUGAGACUUCUUCAAUUUGUCACUGGUACUUCUAGUAUUCCAUAUGAAGGAUUUGCUGCUUUGCGGGGUUCGACGGGACCAAGGAAGUUUUGCAUUGAAAAAUGGGGUCGACCAAACAGUUUGCCCAGAGCACACACUUGUUUUAAUAGAUUGGAUUUACCUCCAUACCCAACUCCGGAAAUUUUAUAUGAAAAAUUACUCUUGGCAGUCGAAGAGACCAACACAUUUGGCAUUGAGUAAAUUAUAUUUAAAAUUAAAAUAAAUGAUUCAAUUUUACAAAAAUUUUUAAACGUCGAUAUUGAUGUAUUUAUACAAAAUUUAUGUCAGGUUAAUUAAUUUAUAACAGAUGAUCAAAAAGCUUAGUAAUUAUUUAUUAUAUUGUAAAUAUAAAAUCAAAUGAUAAUAACUAUUAUUGUCAUAAUUAUAAUCGUGAAGAAAUGAAAAUUUGGUUUUCAUUCUAUAGAGUAAAAGCAGAGAAAAUAGACCUGCAUAGAAGUUCAAUGCUGUAUUGUGUUUAAGGAUCACCCCAGGCCAUCCCAACUGUGUUAAACUCCUACUUGGCUCCAAAGAACCCAUACUAAAUUUUUGGAACACAUCGGCCCAUUUCAAAUAAACUUCUAUUCACGUCUCUCUUCUCUGGUAAAAGCAAAUUUUAAAAAUGAUUUAUUGAUAAUGUAUGAAUUUAGGUAAAAAUGUGAUUUAAAUGACUUCAAAUAUUUUUAUUAUAUUGUUUUAAAUUAUUUUAAAAUAUUAGUAGAAAGUUUUAUUAAAAGAUUCAAAAUCUUUACUAAAAAUAUUUAAUUCAUACAUUUCAUAUCUUAGAAAAUAUUAUUGAACAGCUUUGACAGUUAUGAAACGUAAAGCCUUAAUUUACGCACAGCAAUUACAAAUCAUACGAAUUUAAGUAAAAAUAAUGUUUGUUGAAUGUCUAUGAAAUAUUUUGAAACGCUUUAAAAUUCGGUUAUCUAGAUAUAAAUCUAGAUAUGAUGAUUUUUCUUACUUUUUUAUGCAUAAAAAAGUAAUAAUAAAAAUAACGAAAUAAUCACGAAUAUAAUAUGUAGAUGUUACGAAGUGUUUUACACGAAAUUUCAAAUGUAUAUCUAAUCUCAUUAAUUGCUCAUAAUAUACAUCGAUAUUCAUUGGUUUGGCCGAAAUUAAAAAGAAAAAUGAACAACAAAAUGAAACCACCAAUAAUUCGAUCAUCGAUUCUAAAUCACUUUCUAUGAUAUAACUAUAAAAGGAAUAAAUUAAAACAAUAAAAAAAUUAGAUAGGCAUAACUUGACAAUUAUGAUCACUAGAUACAUCCUAGAACUCAUGACAAAUAUAAAAUUUUAUUUUAAAAGAUAUUAGCGUAGAUAUUAAGUUGUAAUUGAUAAAGGCUUAAUUAAAAUGGAGUGAAUGAAAAAGUCUGAAACUGCGAUUUAUUCUAAAGUUUUUCUAAAAACAGAAUUAAUCCAUAAUAAUGUUAUUUAGAAAAAGAGACUUAACGAUAAGUCUAUAAAUUGCAUAAUUUAAGUAAAUCAUCAAAAUAAAAAAUUAUUGCAACGAUAGAAUGAUGAUUCUUUAGACGUGCUUAGCUUUUUUAAUUUAUUUAUUAUGCAUUAAUUAUGCUGAAUAAUGAACUUAUGGUUUAAUAAUUAAUCAACUCAGAUAUAUCAUCGGAGUUUUUAAAUAUUUAUUAGUUUUAUACAGAGCUUGAUAGUUGUACACCGUCAGCGCUUUACUAUUUUUAUUAUGUAUUACAAAAAAGCGAUGAAUGGCAUAAUAACUUUGCAAACGUUUUGUCAAAGUAUCAAGUAAUUAUAUAUUCAUUUUAAAAUACACAUAAAAUAAUUAUUUGUGCAAUGUAUUUUCAGGAAAAUUAUGUUUACUUUAUUAAGUAGGUUUUAUUUAUUUUCGAACAAAUUUUUUUGAAAGCAAAAAGAUAUGUGUCAAAGCAUUUAUACUUCGCAUUUGUUCUUGAUUCUAGUCA
Messenger RNA from Chelonus insularis, 5917 nucleotides. It is a transcript of the gene Hecw, whose product is annotated as Hecw ubiquitin protein ligase. The record is from RefSeq and is a predicted model, not a curated record. Gene Ontology annotation, biological process: protein polyubiquitination; regulation of dendrite morphogenesis. Bases 522 to 4184 code for a protein of 1220 amino acids. Gene Ontology annotation, cellular component: cytoplasm. The transcript has 4 exons. Lineage: Eukaryota; Metazoa; Arthropoda; Insecta; Hymenoptera; Braconidae. Gene Ontology annotation, molecular function: ubiquitin protein ligase activity; protein binding.